AUGAUCCACACCAUCACAUUUAUCCUCGUUACUGCGGCUGCAGCUCAAGCCGCUUCGUCGUCGAACCCCUACAUUCCCACCGACAUCAGCUCUGGCUGCUCGUCCUUCCUCUCCUCCCUCAAUACCGACACGGAUCUCGCUUCUUGCACGACAUCGCUCAUCUCUGCAUCGUCGUCAUUUGGUCCCGGAGGAAACUACUCGAAUGGAGCCAGCAAGGCCGCGGUCAGCUCGGCUCUCAGUUCAAUUUGCUCGAGCGCAACAGCGUCAGCCUGCCCACAAAGCCUCAUCACUGGCAAACUGGCCUCUUUCUACACCUCCUGCGGCGCCGAAUUGACCUCUUCACCCAGCGCAGGGGUCAAGAUCAUCUACGACACAUUCUACAGCCUCCUCCCCCUUCUGUCAUCUGUUUGUGCCAAAGACGACAGUGGUGAUUGGUGUGUCCUGGCCAGCAAUGCAACCACCGACGCCAAGCUCGCGCCUGCCGUCAACAUCGCCUCAGUUUCCCGUCGCGCCGAAUCGGGAUCACAAACUGCCUAUAUGCCCAACGCCAAAACCAUCAACGACAACAACCUCCUAUUCCUCCUCCUCAAAGGCUCGUUGCCGAAAGCCCAGCUAUGCACGACCUGCACUCGUAAUGUCCUUACCAACUACAUUUCUUUCGAAGGAAGCACCAACUACGCCCCCGGCAUUGCCCAGAGCAGUUUGAUGUCUGGCCAGUCAGAGCUCUAUCAGGGUGUCGUUGCCACAUGUGGCGCUGACUUCUUGACGAGUGCUGUCAAAGCUGCUGGAGGACUUGGACAAGGCAGUUCGAAAGGCCAGAGCGGUGCUCUCUCUCUCCGCGCCGGUGGCCUCUUUGCUUCACUUGGUGCUUUGGGCGUUGCUGUCUUCAUGCUCUAG
Messenger RNA from Mycena indigotica, 897 nucleotides. RefSeq lists its product as uncharacterized. The transcript is spliced from 2 exons. The record is from RefSeq and is a predicted model, not a curated record. Bases 1 to 897 code for a protein of 298 amino acids. NCBI's taxonomy places the organism in Eukaryota, Fungi, Basidiomycota, Agaricomycetes, Agaricales, Mycenaceae.